This is a messenger RNA of Epinephelus fuscoguttatus (brown-marbled grouper), 1991 nucleotides long. It is a transcript of the gene rmp64, whose product is annotated as nucleolus and neural progenitor protein. Lineage: Eukaryota; Metazoa; Chordata; Actinopteri; Perciformes; Serranidae. Gene Ontology annotation, biological process: positive regulation of Notch signaling pathway. The coding region runs from base 138 to 1706 and encodes 522 amino acids. Gene Ontology annotation, cellular component: nucleus. The record is from RefSeq and is a predicted model, not a curated record. The transcript is spliced from 11 exons.
UUUCAAAGAAAUGGCAACCCAUCUGGAUGAGAUGAUUCCAUGGUGUAAAUCCCAGAAGAUGAACAGGGAAAGACGUCGUUUAACCUUCCUGCGUUUAAAGUGCCAGAGGCUGAAAUGCCUGGAGGCAGAGGGUUACAAUGUCCAGAAGAAGCUGCCGACCUUCAGACGGGAAGCUUGCUGGGCUUCAUCUCCUCAAGGACCAAUGCCAAGAACCUGUCGGUCUUCCGCCGCGAUGGGGCAGCAUGGCUCAAGAAACAUGGAACAGGGUAAACAUUGCAUUUCCCAGUGCCGUGUCUGUUGUCCGAAUACCGUUCAGUUCAUCUACAGAAGCAAGUGUUAAAGCUCUCUUGGCGGAAAAUGAGAAGGUCCGUAAGCUCUUUGGGAGUGAGAUUCUUCAAACGGAGAUACGAGUUCUCUACGAGCUGUUGUACAUCCUGAAUAAUAGCUACAGAGGCAACAAGACGUUCAGCGCCUUAAAGCAGGUUGAACAAUGCAUUAACAGGCUGAAAUGCAUGAAGCUUGAUGCUGCUCUCCAGGAGCUGACAGACAUGUGUCCCAACAGAAUUCAAAGAAAACUGAGCAUGGAGGCUGGUGAGUUUGACAUCCCCAGUCAACCAAUGCUGGAGUGGCUCUGUCUCAAAGUGCUGGGAGGCGCCCAGCUGAUGAGCUGCACAUUAAGACGCUGCAGCAGAGCGUUUUCACUUUCCAGGCAGCAUAUGAAAUUAGAGGAGUUUAUUGUCUUGAAUAUGGUGAUAACCAGCAUGCUCAGUCGUCUCUGGGUGAUUGCCCGUGGUAUCCUGGUCAGCCUGUCCACUCUGUAUCAGCAGCUCCUGGAGCUCCUUAGAGAAGUAGCCAGCGCCCAUCCCAUGCCCUUCCUCACAGACUUCUCUCUGCCAGCAGAUAUGGCUCAGUUCCUGGGUCCUUCUGAUGCAUAUAUACUGCCCAAAAAAACAGCACACGGUCCCCAUGCCAAAGACCACAAGGAGAAGCAGCAGCAGCAGGAGAAGAGGAAGAAACUUCCUGUGAAGGUCAAGAAACAAGGAGAGACAAGGAAGGUUAAAGAAGAUCUGGGUGUUGCUGUUGACAGAGGUGUUAUUAGUCUCGGCAUUGACAUGAAGCCUUUUCUCAAGGUUGUCAGGAACGUUACCAAGGGCAAAUCCGACGCACAGAAAACACACAAGCUGGACAAGGUACAAAAGUUCAAGAAACAAGUGAGAGAGGCUGCUACUUUCAAAGACAUGGCAACCCAUCUGGAUGAGAUGAUUCCAUGGUGUAAAUCCCAGAAGAUGGACAGGGAAAGACGUCGUUUAACCUUCCUGCGUUUAAAGUGCCAGAGGCUGAAAUGGCUGGAGGCAGAGGGUUACAAUGUCCAGAAGAAGCUGCCGACCUUCAGACAGGAAGCUUGCUGGGCUUCAUCUCCUCAGGGAUCAGUGCCAAGAACCUGUCAGUCUUCUACCGCAACGGGGAGACAUGCUGGCCUGAGAACUCGUUUGCAGUCACUCAGGAGUCAAUUUAAGUCCUCAACAGUCGGAACUGGUGCGAAAAAGAAACAGGUGGAGAGACAAAGGAAGAGCACUGAGUUAUCAGUGUCUGGACUGUCGGUGGACGACCAUAGGAAGAGGUCUACAUGUAAGGCGAUGUCUGAGACCUCUGGCUCUGACAGCCUUGAUGAUAUCGAUUGUAUAUUUGCCUCUGUAGGUUUGUGAUACUUUGAAAUUAAACACACGGCGGAUACAAACUACUGUAUAGAGCAGAGUCUAGUGUAUGACAGAUGUCUCUGCUUUCAAAUGAAAGGGUAAAAUUGGUGCAUGAUGACUGGACAUUGUAUGUAUGUUACACAAGUGCUAAAUAGCAGCAGUGCCUUUUAAAGCAGAAAAUAACUACAGGUAAGGAUUUGGCAUGCAACAAAGGCGCCAGGCUGUAAUGGAGCUGGGGGCGUUGCUUUGAAUUUCUUGAUACCUGAAUAGAGCUUCCAUGGCUGAAACCUUCCC